AUGAUGCAUUUUCAUUUGCAAGAUGUACUUAUUUAUCGCAAUGGUACGAUCGCCGAGGAGCGUAAACCAUUAAGCGUUAGGGAACUGGACCUAUCGGCUAUUAGUUUUAAGCCAGUAGCUUUCAUGCCUGACGAGGUGUGGUUUGCUGCAUUAGAAGCGCAGUUUAUCACCAGUAACGUGCGGAGCCAGCGCUCCAAAUACGUUCACUCCGUAGACGCGAUCCCUGGCGACCUAAUGUCCGCCAUUAGGGAUAUUAUCCUUAAACCGCCGGAGGAGAACGCGUACGAUGCUCUAAAGGCUGCGAUCCUCCAGUUCUACACCCGCUCUAACGAGGAAAGAUCACGCCAGUUGCUGGCUCGUCACCCAAUUUUUGGUAUGACGCUAAGCAGGCAUCUGGCGCGUCUUCGCACGUUAGCCGGUCCAACAAACGCCCACUCUGACAUCGUCAGAGAGCUGUGGCUCGAGUCAUUGCCACGUCACGUCCAACUGACAGUAACGGCUUUGCUGGAGGACUCCUCGACUGACAAGGGUGCGUCGAUUGCCGACACGUGUAGAUAUUGA
Echinostoma caproni is the source of this 561-nucleotide messenger RNA. The record is from the annotation of a GenBank genome assembly. Lineage: Eukaryota; Metazoa; Platyhelminthes; Trematoda; Plagiorchiida; Echinostomatidae.